GCCGCCGUGGCCUCCGAGGCCCGUGGGUCAAGACUUCCAGCAAUGGCUGCCGCCGGUCCCCCGGAGGUGGUUCGCGCCGCCCAGAAGGACGACUAUUACCGCGGCGGGCUGCGGAGCGCGGCCGGCGGCACCCUGCACAGCCUGGCGGGUGCAAGGAAGUGGCUGGAGUGGAGGAAAGAGACUGAGCUGCUCUCCGACCUAGCCUACUUUAGCCUCACCACGCUGGCAGGCUACCAGACCCUUGGGGAGGAGUAUGUCGGCCUAGUCCAGGUGGACCCAUCCCGGCGCCAGGUACCCUCCUGGCUCCGCCGCAGCGCACUCAUCGUUCUGCACACAGUCCUGCCCUACGUACUGGACAAGGUGCUGCUCCACCUGGAGCACGAGCUGCAGGCCAACGGUGGCACAGGGCUUGGUGCGCAUGGCCGGGCGGGUAUGCGGCUCUGGGUGCACCGGCACACCGCCUGCCUGAGUGAGCAGCAGCGGAGGGCACUCCUGCAGGCACUGCACGUCUUCUCAAGGGGCCUCACUUGCCUGCGGAGGCUCCAUGUCGCCUGGUUCUACAUCAGCGGUGCCUUCUACCACCUCGCCAAAAGGCUCACGGGCAUCACUUACGGUCCUUACAGGCCACCUGCCUUGUGCAGCUCCGUACCCGCCACCCACCCAGAGAGGAGCUCAAGGCUCGCACUACCUACAAGCUGCUGGGGGCCAUCUCCCUGCUGCAUCUGGUGCUCUCCAUUGGGGUCCAGCUGUACAGCUUCAGGCAGAGGCAGCGGGCAAGGAAGGAGUGGAAGCUGCACCGCCACCUGUCCUACCGCAGGAGCCAUGUGGAGGAGCGGGCCACCCCCAGAAGCCCCCUGUGCACGCUGUGCCUGGAGGAGCGUCGGCAUGCGACAGCCACACCCUGUGGGCACCUCUUCUGCUGGGAGUGCAUCACCGAGUGGUGUAACACCAAGACGGAGUGCCCCCUCUGUAGGGAGAAGUUCCCGCCCCAGAAGCUGGUUUACCUACGGCACUACCGCUAGUCCCGUGAGCCCAGCGAGGGCCGGAAGCACCCGGAAGGAACUGUGAUGUCUUCAGUGUGAGGAGAGAAAAACAUAUUCUGGAGAUCAACUUUACUCACACAGAAAUGAUAAAAUCCUAACUUUACACUUUUUGUCACACAAGACCUGGCAGCAGAACUCACAUACAGGGAAAAGGUGACGCUGGCUGGAGGCUGCAGACCAGGUGUUCAGGGCUGGUGUUAGGCAGACAGGCUCUGCUCACUAGAUCCAGCAGAGCCAGGGGCUGACAGCAUGAGAAUCCAGCAAGGGGGGAAUCAGAGGGCACCUCUCCAGGCCAUGUGGUACAAUUUAAACAGUUAGUUCUUCAGGAAUCUCACCUAAUUGGACGUUUUAGGUUUCCUUUCCUUCCUCAAACUCAUCAAGAGCUAACUUCAGAAAACAGGGCAGAACAAAAGCGUAUUCACUUAUGAGACAAUUCCAGUAUCAGGCUCACUAUUGGUGGCUGUGAACUGUUUAAGUGCUCAGAAGGUAGUGUCUGCUUUAGACAGCGUGUGGGUAGAUCGACCCCAAAUCAGUGUCCUCCAGACCAGCCAGGCACCUGGACAGGCUGGGCGUCAGGAGCCCAUGUGUGGCCAAGCAUGAGAAGGAAAGCAGGGGUCCAAGUGCCUCUCCACAUGCAGCGCUGGCACCCACCUCACUACAUGCCAGCAGACAGGUGGCUGGACGUAACACGGAGGCUCCUUCCACACAGUAUCGUGCGGCCUCACAGCGCUGAGCCCUCGACAGGACAGAGCGCCUACUCAGGGCUGGCCCAGCAGACUUGAGGGAGGUUUUUGUUCUCUUACUGACCAACUAACCACCACCACCACCCUCUCCCUUGGAGGCUCUGAGGACUGGGGAGAGGGUGCCUCAUGAACCAGUGUUCUCAAGAGGCCCAGGGGAGCAGGGCAGCUCCUUCCCCAGGUGUCUCCGUGGCAAACCAGCACCUCUUGACCCCCAAAUAUAUGCUGUUCUUUUUUUUUUUUU
Molecule: messenger RNA, 2027 nt
Organism: Loxodonta africana (African savanna elephant)
Lineage: Eukaryota; Metazoa; Chordata; Mammalia; Proboscidea; Elephantidae
Gene: PEX10
Product: peroxisomal biogenesis factor 10
Exons: 6
Coding region: 43-1068 (341 amino acids)
Biological process (GO): protein import into peroxisome matrix
Cellular component (GO): peroxisomal membrane
Molecular function (GO): zinc ion binding
Source: RefSeq, a predicted model, not a curated record